Ficedula albicollis (Collared flycatcher) is the source of this 1235-nucleotide messenger RNA. It is a transcript of the gene KCNK9, whose product is annotated as potassium two pore domain channel subfamily K member 9. The coding region runs from base 111 to 1235 and encodes 374 amino acids. Gene Ontology annotation, biological process: stabilization of membrane potential; potassium ion transmembrane transport. Lineage: Eukaryota; Metazoa; Chordata; Aves; Passeriformes; Muscicapidae. Gene Ontology annotation, cellular component: membrane. The record is from RefSeq and is a predicted model, not a curated record. The transcript is spliced from 2 exons. Gene Ontology annotation, molecular function: potassium ion leak channel activity.
GCCGCCGGCCCCCCCGGCAGCUGCUCCCCUGCUGUAGCUGCUGCGGCCUGUCGGAACCCCGGGCGGCCAGGGGGGGACAUGGUCCCCUCACUCGCCCCUUGCUGGCGGCCAUGAAGAGGCAGAACGUGCGGACCCUGUCCCUCAUCAUCUGCACGUUCACAUACCUGCUGGUCGGGGCUGCCGUCUUUGAUGCCCUGGAGUCCGACAACGAGAUGCGGGAGGAGGAGAAACUCAAAGCCGAGGAGAUCCGGCUCAAAGGAAAGUACAACAUCACCAGCGAGGACUAUCGGCAGCUGGAGUUGGUGAUCAUGCAGUCCGAGCCGCACCGCGCCGGAGUCCAGUGGAAAUUUGCCGGCUCCUUCUACUUUGCCAUCACGGUCAUCACGACCAUCGGUUACGGACACGCUGCCCCAGGGACGGACGCAGGGAAGGCUUUCUGCAUGUUCUACGCUGUGCUGGGGAUCCCUCUGACACUCGUCAUGUUCCAGAGCCUGGGCGAGCGCAUGAACACCUUCGUCAAGUACCUCUUGAAACGCAUCAAAAAGUGCUGUGGCAUGAGGAGCACCGAGGUCUCCAUGGAAAACAUGGUCACUGUGGGUUUCUUCUCCUGCAUGGGGACACUCUGCAUUGGAGCAGCAGCCUUUUCCCAGUACGAGGAAUGGAGCUUUUUCCACGCUUACUAUUACUGCUUUAUAACAUUGACUACGAUAGGGUUUGGAGACUACGUGGCCCUGCAGACCAAAGGGGCCCUUCAAAAGAAGCCUCUCUACGUGGCUUUUAGCUUUAUGUACAUUCUAGUGGGGUUGACAGUCAUUGGGGCAUUUCUAAAUCUGGUUGUUCUCAGGUUCUUGACCAUGAACAGCGAGGAUGAGAGGAGGGAUGCCGAGGAGCGGGCGUCCCUGGCAGGGAACCGCAACAGCAUGAUUAUCCACAUCCAAGAGGACUCCCAGCACGGUCGGCCACGGUACAAGGCUGAAGUGACAGACCUGCAGUCAGUUUGUUCCUGCAUGUGUUACAGGUCCCACGAGUACACCAGCCGGGUGGUGUCCCACCAAAAUUCGUUCAGCUCGAAGCUGAACCCCCAGUACUUUCACUCCAUCUCUUACAAGAUAGAGGAGAUCUCGCCAAGCACAUUAAAAAACAGCCUUUUCCCAUCUCCUGUCAGCUCCAUCUCACCUGGGUUGCACAGCUUUACAGAUAACCACAGGCUGAUGAAACGGCGAAAGUCCAUUUAA